CUGCCCGUUGUCAGAACAGUCCCUCCUUUACUCUUUCCAUCUGCCCGUUCCUCACCCUCUUAACCUGCCCGAACUCCCCAUUUCUCUCUACUCUGCUUAAAUGUGAAAGCUUCACCACUUUCUUCUUCACCACCCCCAUCACCUAUCCCUCCCUCCGGGUGGUUGUGGAUGAUUCCGGCGGAUCUCCGCCGCUCUCCGCCGUAGCAAUCAUACCCAAAAGUUAAAGAUUUAUAAGAUGGGGCAGGGGUUAAGUUGUAGAGUGCAAGAUGAACAUGGGUUGUUUACAGCCGUACAGUUUGGUGAUCUUGAGCUUGUAAAGACUCUUCUUGAGAAAGAUCCAUCUCUCAUUCAACAAACAACUGCUUAUGAUCGUCAUUCUGCUCUUCAUAUAGCUGCUGCCAAUGGCCAGAUCGAGAUUGUUUCUAUGCUAUUGGAAGACCGAUCUGUGAAUCCUGAUUCUUUGAAUCGUCAUAAACAGACUCCAUUGAUGCUGGCUGCAAUGCAUGGGAAGAUUGAUUGUGUUAAAAAGCUCAUUGAAGCUAAUGCUAAUAUUUUGAUGUUUGAUUCACCAAAUGGAAGAACAUGCUUGCACUAUGCUGCUUAUUAUGGUCAUUCUGAUUGUCUCGAAACCAUUCUUUUCGCGGCUCGGACCUCUCAUGUUGCCGCUUCUUGGGGAUUCUCAAGAUUUGUGAAUAUUAGAGAUGGUAAAGGGGCAACACCUUUGCAUUUGGCUGCCCGUCAAAGACGACCGCAAUGUGUUCAUAUGCUUCUAGAUAGUGGAGCUCUUGUAUGUGCCUCUACCGGGGGCUACGGUUUCCCGGGUAGCACACCACUUCAUCUGGCUGCAAGAGGGGGUUCAAUAGAUUGCAUCAGAGAACUAUUGGCAUGGGGUGCGGAUCGACUUCACAGAGAUGCAUCUGGGAGAAUUCCAUAUUUGGUCGCGUUAAAGCAUAAAAACGACACAUGCGCUGCUUUAUUAAAUCCAUCGUCUGCAGAGCCUUUGGUUUGGCCAUCACCGUUAAAAUUCAUUAGUGAACUUAAUCAAGAUGCAAAAGCGUUGUUGGAGCAAGCGUUAAUGGAUGCUAAUAGGGAGAGGGAGAAAACGAUAUUAAAGGGCAUGGGCUAUUCACCACCAUCUCCAUCACAUUCGGAUGCUAGAACUACCGAUGAUAAUAUCUCCGAGGUAAGUGAAACGGAGUUAUGUUGCAUAUGUUUUGACCAAGUAUGCACAAUUGAGGUCCAAGAUUGUGGUCACCAAAUGUGUGCUCAAUGCACCCUAGCCUUAUGCUGCCACAACAAACCGAACCCAACAACCGCUUCACUUAGCGCACCCGUCUGCCCGUUUUGCCGAAGCAACAUUGCCCAGUUGGUGGUUGCAAAAGUCAAAGUCAACGCCGAUGAUCAUGAACUUGACCUCUAUUCCUCUCCAAAACUCCCAAAAACGAGAAAAUCCAGAAACUUUAGCGAGGGAAGUAGCAGCUUCAAGGGUCUAUCGGGUGUACCCUCGUUUGGGAAAAUGGUGGGCUGUGGCUCCGGGAGAAUAUCUGUCGGCAACGAAUGCAUCAUCGACAAACCGUAAAAGAAAAGAAAGUUAACAAGACAUUUCGACACAUGGCAAGCAAGGAUUGGCUGAAGAAAGUCUCGGUCCCAUUUCGGUAUUUGUGGAAAAAUGUCUUCUGUCUAGUGUCUACUCUUUAUGAAGAUGAUCUCAGAAGGAAUAAGCAAAGCAAUAUGUGAUUUCUUUUUUGCAGAUUUGGGAAUUUUUUUUUGUUAUAUCUUUCAAUGUAUUACUUCACCUUCAAGAAGCAGCAAGCAUAUUCCUCUUUAGAAGUAUUCUUUUGAAGUAGACAUUGGUGAGUGGUAAAUUGUACCCCACCUUUUGUAAUUUUGUUGCUUGAUUGGUUAUGGGUGUAGCAUUGUAUAAUAUAAAUAUCUCUGUUUUCUUUAUUCUGUUAUUAUAAGGGAUAUGAUUGCAAGUU
Molecule: messenger RNA, 1979 nt
Organism: Helianthus annuus (common sunflower)
Lineage: Eukaryota; Viridiplantae; Streptophyta; Magnoliopsida; Asterales; Asteraceae
Product: putative E3 ubiquitin-protein ligase XBAT31
Exons: 8
Coding region: 236-1579 (447 amino acids)
Molecular function (GO): protein binding
Source: RefSeq, a predicted model, not a curated record